AUGCCUUCGAACAGCACUGCCAAUCCGUCCGAGUUGUCUCGUGACAACAACAACAACAACAACAACAACAACAACAACAACAACAACAACAACAACAACAACAACAACAACAACAACAACAACAACAACAACAACAACAACAACAACAACAACAAUAACAUCACCACGAGCCAUCUUCAUCAGCAUACGCCAUCAUCACCGCCGCAAGCCACCCCGACCAAGCGCCGCUUCGACGACUUGAACAACCUGAAGGAUAAAGGCGCCCAGCAGUCGCACCUCCACGCCGCCGCAUCAUCCAGCACCAACACUGCUGCUCCCAACAAGCGCUCCCGCUCCGAGUUAUUCGCUGCCUCUUCCGCCGCCCACCCGACAACAGCCACAACACCUCCUACCAUGUCCGCCAAACUCAAGGGAAAACGCCCCGCUUCCGGACCGCCCGAGGUAAUCGACCUCACCCAAGGAAGUAACAACUCCGCAGGGAGUUCGCCUGUUGCCACUUCUUCUCAUUCGCACAUACGAGGGCCACCACUAUCUUCCUCGCACAGCACGGGCCGUACGUCAACAGCGCCGCUUAAUCCCAAGGGCGGCGGCAUGGCCACGGGCAAAACACCAGGAGGCACCAACUACCUCCAAACACACAUUGGCGCCCGCCGCCUCGUCGUCAAGAACCUCCGCCCUGUCGCCACCCAGACUCAGACCGAAGAAGCGCACUAUGCACGCAUUCGCGGCGAUCUGGAUACGGCGCUUAGAGCUAUCUUUAGCGGGCACGGUGCCGGUGCCGCUCCUGCUCUUGGGGGCUACAGUCCUAGUCCCGGCGGCCCAGGUGGUCAGAGCCGAAGCGGAGCGGCGGGCAAUAACACCACUACGGGCGGCCAACCUAUGGAGAAACUAUACCGCGGGGUGGAAGAUAUCUGCCGACGGGGCAAGAAGGAGAGUGGGGAAUUGUACGAGUGGUUGAAGGAUCGGUGCAAGGGGUGGUUGAACAGUGACGAGGUGCUCAAGACGUUAUUGGCGGCUGCUCCGUCUAUAGCUUCCGAUAUGGGAGGGGAAGAGGAUGUGAUCCUGCUCAGGGCGGUGCUGGCCGCUUGGAAGAGGUGGAUUACGCAGCUUUUGGUGAUCAGAUGGAUCUUCAGCUACUUGGACAGGAGUUAUCUACUUCCCGGUGGUAGCGGGACUACUGCGGAAGGAAAGGGCAAGAGUGCUAGUGGCAAAAGGGAGGGGCCAACGAGUGUCAAUGAUAUGGGUAUCAGUGCGUUCCGCAGUGCCAUGUAUAGCUCCAGGAGCAGGAACGGCGCCAACAUGCUGACCAUCGGCGCACGGGUGGUCAAUGCUGUGUGUGUGUUGGUUAUGUUUGAUCGGCUGGAUGACAGCAGAUUCGAUUCGCAGCUGUUGAGGGAAUCGGUGGCCAUGUUGAGGCUCUGGGGCGUGUACGGCAAGGAGCUAGAGCCCAAGUUCAUCCAUGAGUCGAGAGAAUACGUGAGGAGGUUUGCGGAAGAGCGUAGCGAGUCGUGCGGGCUCAAGGACUACAUUGUUGCUUGCGAGCGGCUGCUCAACAAGGAAAGCGAGCGGUGCGAUUUGUACAACUUUGACAGCACCACUAAGCGCCAGCUCAAGGACGACGCGCACGACAUUCUCAUCUUCAACUAUGCGGAGAAGCUGCUGGAUAGCGGCAGCGUCGCAAAGUUGCUGGACGCAAACGAUCUCGAUUCUAUCAAGGCCCUGUACGAGCUGCUAAAGUUGUCAGGUAUCCAGAAGAGGCUCAAGGGACCGUGGGAGCAGUACAUCAGGAAGGCGGGUGCGGCCAUUGUCAGCGAUACGGCUAGGGGCGACGAAAUGAUUAUUCGCAUCUUGCAGCUGCGUCGCGCGCUAGACGUUAUGAUUCGCGAUGCGUUCGGCAGAGACGAAGAUUUCACGUACGGGUUACGCGACGCUUUCGGGUUCUUCAUCAACGACAAGUCGGUGUCAUCGUCGUGGAAUACGGGCACCUCGAAGGUGGGCGAGAUGAUCGCCAAGCACAUUGACAUGUUGCUACGCGGUGGUCUCAAGACGUUACCCAAGGCACUGUUGUCCGAUGUCAAGGACAGGCAGGAUGCCGAAAGGAGCGGCAUUGCUAGCACGGCAGAUGAAGAUGCUGAGCUGGAUAGACAACUGGACCACAGCCUGGAGCUUUUCCGGUUCAUCCAGGGCAAGGACAUCUUCGAGGCGUUCUACAAGAAGGACCUCGCGCGCAGACUCCUCAUGGGUCGCAGUGCUAGCCGUGACGCGGAGAGGAACAUGCUGGCCAAGCUGAAGAACGAGUGCGGUUCAAGUUUCACCCACAAUCUGGAGAUCAUGUUCAAGGAUCAGGAACUGGCCAAGGACGAAAUCGCCUCCUACAAGACCUGGCUAGCCGGUAGGGGCGAGGACUCGCCCGUAGCCAAUUCGGAGCUCGACCUGAGCGUGAAUGUCCUUUCAGCUGCCGCUUGGCCUACCUACCCCGAUGUUCGCGUCCUGUUGCCGCAAAAUGUGCUGGACCACAUCACCACGUUCGACACGUACUACAAAUCCAAGCAUACCGGCCGCCGUCUAACAUGGAAGCACAACCUCGCGCACUGCGUCGUCAAGGCACGCUUCGACCGCGGACCAAAGGAACUACUUGUCUCCGCCUUCCAAGCCAUUGUCCUCGUCCUCUUCAAUGAAGCCGAAGAAAAGUCUCCGGACGGGAUCCUCUCCUACGAGCAACUCGCCUCAGCAACGGGGAUGCCCGACCCCGAGCUUCAACGAACUCUGCAAUCCCUAGCCUGCGGCAAGACGCGCGUCCUCAACAAACACCCCAAGGGUCGCGACGUCAACAAGACCGACACCUUUUCUAUCAACAAGUCCUUCACCGAUCCCAAGUUCCGAGUCAAGAUCAACCAGAUCCAACUCAAGGAGACCAAGGAAGAGAACAAGGAGACGCACGAAAGGGUCGCGCAGGACAGACAGUUUGAGACGCAGGCGGCGAUUGUGCGCAUCAUGAAGAGCCGGAAGAAGAUGGCGCAUGCGCAACUGGUGGCCGAAGUGAUUAACCAGACGAAACAGAGGGGGGCGGUAGAUGCGGCGGAUAUCAAGGCGAAUAUAGAGAAACUUAUCGAAAAGGAUUAUAUCGAGAGAGAGGGUGGGAAUUAUGUCUAUCUUGCCCGUGACAUGAUCAUGUACUCGUUUACCUCCCGUUCUUCACAAAAGACCCAAUGGGUUGUCGUCACCCUAGUCGUCCUGCUUUGCCUUGUCAGCCAGGUAACAGCGCGGGCGCUGGCUAUCGAAAUCAAGGAUGACUUGAGCGACUCCAUCGACUUUAAUGCGCCGUUGGAUAUCGACACCUCAGAACCACCAACCAUCGAUGAAGGAGAAUGGAUCUUGCUAUCACCGGAGGAGGCGGAGUUGAAGCAUGGAGGGUUGAGGAAGCGUGAGGAAAAGGAAAUGACCUCCGUUGCAUCCGGCUCCGUGACAACCACCUUCCAAAUCGCCGUCUCUACCGUCACCGAGAAACCCACGGGUGCUUCCACUUUCACCGCCGCCCGGGCCGAAGAGACCGCCGCCGUAUCGAGCUCCCUACCCAAGUUCUUCGACGGCAGUUUAUCCGCCAACUUUGGCCCCAACAGCAACUGCCCGGCUUUUCUCAACUCUUUUCUCAAUAACCAGACUUUCAACCAGUGCUACCCCAUCUCGUUAUUGAUGCAGGGCUCCCAAUCCUUCUUCCAAGCCCAACGCUCCCUCGUCUCGCUCACCCGCGUCCUCGACGCCUCGUGCUCUCCCAACGCCAACUUCUGCACCUCCUACCUCUCCUCGCUCGCCUCCGACCUGAUCUCGGACGCCAACUGCGGCGCCGAGUUCCGCGCCGGCCACACCGUCGUCCGCGACGCGUACGUCGCCAUGAUCGCCUACGCCCCCGUUCGCUCGGCUACCUGUCUGAAAGACACCUCCUCCUCUUCUUCUUCAGAAGUAGUCGAAGGAUACUGCUACGCAAACGCCGUCAUGAACUUCACCAACCCUAGCUCCGUCUAUGUCUAUCACCUGGCGCUGAAUGUCAGUUUGCCCGGGUCGACGGUGCCGACCUGUGAUGGGUGUCUGAGGGAGACGAUGCAGGUCUAUCAUGCGGCUGCCGCCGACCGCAAGCAGCCCGUGGCGGGAGUUUAUGUGCAGGCAGCCAAGAUGGUGAAUGUGGUUUGUGGCGUGGGGUUUGCUAAUGAGACAUUGCCCGAGGAGAUUGUGUCUUCGUCAACGAGCGGUGGUGCAGUCACAUUGGGGUCAAGGAAGCUGGGGGUGGUAGUGCCGGUUUUGACGACGGUGGCGGCGGGGUUGGUGUGGUUGAUAUGAUAUGAGAAUGAAAUGAUGGAGCGAGUGUGCGCCGCUCUAAUCGUUUCGAAGAGGGCAGGCAGGUAAUGCUGGUCGAGACGGAACCAAACACACAACACUUAAUGGCUUUUUGUCUAAUGAUAAUCAACGGUAUAUACAGGUACAUGAGGGGGGAAGGGCAUGAUAAUCUGGAUCUGGACCGG
Messenger RNA from Neurospora tetrasperma FGSC 2508, 4517 nucleotides. RefSeq lists its product as uncharacterized. Gene Ontology annotation, biological process: protein ubiquitination; DNA damage response; ubiquitin-dependent protein catabolic process. Lineage: Eukaryota; Fungi; Ascomycota; Sordariomycetes; Sordariales; Sordariaceae. Gene Ontology annotation, cellular component: Cul4-RING E3 ubiquitin ligase complex. The record is from RefSeq and is a predicted model, not a curated record. The transcript has 4 exons. Gene Ontology annotation, molecular function: ubiquitin protein ligase binding. The coding region runs from base 1 to 4335 and encodes 1444 amino acids.